Molecule: messenger RNA, 1125 nt
Organism: Paraglomus brasilianum
Lineage: Eukaryota; Fungi; Glomeromycota; Glomeromycetes; Paraglomerales; Paraglomeraceae
Source: the annotation of a GenBank genome assembly
AUGUCAGUAGACAAUGUUGUCAAAGUUGCCAAUAUAUCAUCGAAAGUGACGGAGCCUAUACUAAGGCAGAUGUUUGAAUUCUUGGGAGAAAUCUCAAUAUUAAAGCUAUAUAAUAGUCCACAUGGAGAUGGCGUGCAAGAAUGCAUAGUCGAGUUUGAAACAUCCGAAGCUGCCGUCACGGCUCUGCAUCUAACAGGCGUAGAACUCGGCGAUCGUACGCUAGUCGUCUCUUCAACAACUGCUCCAUCAAAUUUGAACGAUUACUCCCAGUCUACACACCCGAUCCUGCUCACUACUCGCACCCAGGUUCAGCGCACCGCACUGCCUACUACGCCAAAAUCUCUUCCUGUCGCUCCCCUUCCCUCAAUCUCGGCAACAUCAUUAGCAGCAAUUCGUGCCAAUCCAGCAAUCUCUCCCACGGUCGCCCAAUUCGAUCCGGCAAAAGCAGAAGAGAUCUCGAGAACAGUGUACAUUGGAAAUAUUAAUUCAUCGAUUUCUGAACCAGAGUUGACAGAGUUUUUUUCAACUUGUGGACCAGUAGCGUAUGUUAAGAUGGCUGGAGAUCCUGCGCAGCCAACUAGGUUUGCGUUUUUGGAAUUUGCAACCUUUGAAGGCGCACAGGCUGCUAUGCAGAUGAAUGGAGUCAUGUUGGGUGAUCGUCCACUAAAAGUAAACCAUUCAAAGAACGCGAUAAAUAAAACGCCCAAGAAAACUGAUGCUCCAGAUGUACAAGCGACUAUGCGUCGCGUUCGCGAAGCACAAAUGCGUAUUGCUAGUCGGCUCAACACUAAUGAAUCGCUUUCUGAUAAAAGUCCACACAGUUCCACAAGCCGCGAAGACAUAGUUAUGCGAGACGCUGUACAAUCUCCAACCCCAGAUGAGUCGCGGACUAGAAGGAGUCGAUCACGAUCUAGGAGUGGAUCGAGGUCGGCCAGCAUUAGCAGAACGCGGAGGAGAAGAUCGAGAACGCCGUCGUCGCUGUCACCAUCUAGGGACAGAGGUAAGCGAGAGGGAAAAGGUUUUACUCGUGAAGAGAUUAUUUUGACUGACAGCGUUAGAGAUCAAUACUUCAUAAAUGUUAUUAUAAUUAUUAUAACCAAAAGUGAAAAAGACGCUAAAGACUGA